Messenger RNA from Notolabrus celidotus (New Zealand spotty), 7117 nucleotides. RefSeq names its product tetratricopeptide repeat, ankyrin repeat and coiled-coil containing 1b (gene tanc1b). Lineage: Eukaryota; Metazoa; Chordata; Actinopteri; Labriformes; Labridae. The record is from RefSeq and is a predicted model, not a curated record. Gene Ontology annotation, molecular function: protein binding.
UCCGGAGUUUGGUGGCAGUUUGUGGGGAGGAAUGUCGGGACAUGCCCAUUGAGCAGCCGUCAAAACCAACGGGACUGACAGCAGUGUGUUUCAUCUCAGACUUGUUGGAGGGGCCCUACAGGGAGGACUCCAAGAUUGUUACCAUGUUUAAGGCAGUGCUAAAGAAGAACAGAGAUGGAGGAAAGGGGAGUAAGAAAGAUUCAGGUGAUGCACACAGCCACAAUGCCCAAAGAAGAUUCCAACCUGAUGGAAACCCUCAACACCAAGGGCCCGGCGGCGGUCACUCUCACGUCCCAGAUGAUGUUUUCAGGUUAAGCCUUACCAAGGGAGUGUCCAUGUCUCUUCCAUCCUCACCUCUGCUGCCAAGACAGUCCUACCUGAUGCCUCUACGCCCUGGAAAAAGAUCGCCAGGUCCAGUCAGGAAGCCCAAAUAUGUGGAGAGCCCUCGCGUUCCUUCUGAUGCCAUCGUGUCAGCGCUGAGGAAGGUGGCCGAUAACAAGGAGUCCUCCCACAAUGAGCUGCAAGCAGAGAAACAGCCAAGCUCCUCCUCUCCUGCCACUCAGGAACUGAUGACAAGGCUCGGCUUUUUAUUAGGAGAAGGGAUCCCGGGUACGGCACGCAUACCUAUGGACGACAAGAAUGAAAAGAAGUGCUCUGUGACUAGCCAGGGCAUCAGCCCCUGCUCCACGCUGACCAGCAGCACAGCAUCUCCCAGCACAGACAGCCCAUGUUCCACGCUGAACAGCACGACCAGUCGGCCCCCUCUCAGCCGCUCCAGCCCCUGUGGGACCAUCACAAGUCCCAGCUCCACACUUGAGAGCAAAGACAGCGGGAUCAUAGCCACCAUCACUAGCUCCUCGGAGAACGAUGACCGCAGCGGCUCCAGCCUGGAGUGGAGUAAGGAUGGCAGCCUGAGGGGCAGCGGGCGCCAUGGCCUGGCGCAGUGUGUGCGGGCUGACACCUGCUCUCCUGUGGCCGAAGAGGACUCCAACAGCGCCACAGCUACACCAGCCGACACCCCAUCCAGGACAGACCAGCAGAACAGCUUAUCAGCAGGGGCACCACAGCCUCCAAGUCACUCGCCUGAGGGACCCAUUCCAUAUCCGCCACAGACGACUUCAUCUCUCAUGAUGCCGAGGCCAAACUCUGUAGCAGCAACAAGUUCCACUAAGCUGGAAGACCUCAGCUUUCUUGAUGAACAACGCAACACCCCACUGCGGACAUCCAUUCGCCUCCCAUGGCAUAAUACGGGAGGAAGGCCGCCUCAGGACUCUAAAGCUCGCUUUGCUCCUUACAAACCGGUGGACAUCAUGCUCAAGCCGUUACUGUUCGAGGUGCCCAGCAUCACCACAGACUCCGUUUUCGUGGGCAGAGAUUGGCUCUUUCAGCAGCUGGAAGAUGUCCUGAAGGCCAGCGAGUCCACGGAGAACCAAGGCACUGUAGUUGUGGGCAGCGUGGGUUACGGAAAGACGGCCAUUAUCUCCCGGCUAGUGGCACUGAGCUGCCACGGCGGCCGCAUGCGUCAGAUCGCCUCCAACAGUCCCAGUGCCUCCCCAAAAAGUGGACAAAGCACAGAACUUCCCCUCAGCCAACCACCACAGCCCACUCCACCAUCCAGUGCUACCAACACCCUGAGGACCAACAGCUGCCCCGGGACCCCUGAGAUGCAGCGGCGUAGGGAGGAGGCUGUCAGACGCCUGGCUGCUAAGGUGGUGGCAUACCACUACUGCCAGGCUGAUAACACAUACACUUGCCUGGUACCAGAGUUUGUACAUAGUAUAGCUGCCCUGCUGUGCAGAGCACACCAGCUCAGUGCAUACCGGGAGCUGCUGCUGAAAGAGCCCAACCUGCAGAGCAUGCUCAGUCUGCGCUCCUGUGUGCAGGACCCCAUGGCUGCUUUCCGAAGGGGGGUUCUUGAGCCACUGGCCAACCUACGUAAAGAGCGGAGGAUUCCUGAGGAAGACCACAUCAUCUUAAUAGACGGACUAAACGAAGCUGAGUUCCACAAACCCGACUACGGAGACACCAUCGUCUUUAUCACAAAGAUCAUUACCAAGUUCCCGCCCUGGCUUAAAGUGGUGGUCACUGUCCGAGUCAAUUUACUGGAGAUCACCAGCCUUCUGCCCUUCUCCAAGAUCUCCCUGGAUGACUUUACAGACAACAAAGAGAUAAGCAGCGACCUCAACGCCUACAUCCAGUACCGAAUCAAUGGCAGCAAGGAUAUCAUGAACAACAUUAGCCUGAAUGGCAAAGCCGACCCUAUCACAGUAGGCAAGCUCAGCAGCCACCUGAUCUCCCGCAGUCAGGGUUCCUACCUGUACCUCAAACUGACCCUGGAUCUGUUUGAGAGAGGCCACCUGGUGAUCAAGAGUUCCAGCUACAAAGUGGUGCCGGUCUCUCUGGCUGAGCUCUACCAGCUGCAGUGCAACAUGAAGUUCAUGACCAAUUCAGCCUUCGAGCGCUCUCUGCCCAUCCUUAAUGUGUCGCUCGCCUCCCUGCACCCCAUGACUGACGAACAGCUGUUCCAGGCCAUCAACGCCGGUUUCAUGCAAGGGGAGCUACCAUGGGAGGAUUUCCAACAACGCAUGGAGCUGCUCUCAUGCUUCCUCAUCAAACGGCGGGAUAAGACGCGCAUGUUCUGCCAUCCCUCUUUCAGGGAGUGGCUGGUGUGGAGAGCUGACGGAGAGAGUACUGACUUCCUCUGUGAUCCCAGGACCGGCCACGCUCUCAUGGCCUUCAUGCUGUCCCGCCAAGAGGGGAAACUGAAUCGUCAGCAGACCAUGGAACUGGGACAUCACAUCCUCAAAGCACACAUCUUCAAGGGCUUGAGUAAGAAAACAGGUGUGUCAUCCAGUGUGCUGCAGGCUCUUUGGAUAAGCUGCAGCGCUGACGGCCUUUCUGCAGCCCUGGCCUCCCUGAGGAAUCUUUACACACCAAACGUCAAGGUGAGCCGUCUGCUGAUGCUGGGUGGUGCAAACGUGAAUUACCGCACAGAGGUCUUGAACAACGCGCCCGUGCUCUGCGUCCAGUGCCACCUUGGUCACCUUGAAAUCGCCUCUUUGCUGCUUGAGUUUGGGGCCAACGUCAAUGUGGUGUCUGAAAACGGCAUGAGCUCGCUCUGCUACUCGGCUGCCGCAGGACACUUGAGUCUGGUCAUGAUGCUCUGCAAUAGGGGGGCCACGGUCGAUCAUGUAGAUAAGAGUGGCCAGUGUGCGCUGGUCCAUGCUGCCCUCCGAGGACACCCAGAGAUUAUCCAGUACCUGCUGGAGCUGGAGUGGAGUGCUGAGGGGCAGCAGCAGGACUGCGCUCUGAAGAACAAAGCUCUACAACAGGCUUUGAUAGCAGCCUCCAGCAUGGGACACACACAGGUUGUGAGAGGCUUGCUGGCGUUGAAUAAUGAGCACGCUGUUCAAAUUGAUAGCCACGACACUCUGUGGGGAGAGACAGCCUUGACGGCAGCUGCAGGCCGGGGAAAGAUGGAGGUCUGCAGCUUCCUGUUGGAGCAGGGGGCGGUGGUGCAGCAGGUCAACCGGCGGGGGGUUUCUCCUCUUUUCUGCGCCGUCAGACAGGGACACUGGCAGAUUGCAGAGCUGCUACUGCAGCACGGUGCUGACAUCAACAUCAGCGACAAGCAGGGCAGAACCCUUCUGAUGGUGGCUGCCUGUGAGGGUCACCUGAGCACCGUAGAGUUUCUGCUUUCUAAAGGUGCAUCUUUGACUUCGAUGGACAAAGAGGGGCUCACACCGCUGAGCUGGGCAUGUUUAAAAGGACAUAAGAAUGUUGUACAGUUGGUGGAGAAAGGUGCGGUCAUCGACCACACGGACAAAAACGGACGAACUCCGCUGGACCUUGCUGCUUUCUACGGAGACGCGGAGAUUGUCCAGUAUUUGGUGGAGAGAGGAGCUGUGAUAGAGCAUGUGGACUACAGUGGGAUGAGGCCUCUGGACCGGGCCAUAGGUUGUCGAAACACGUCGGUGGUGGUGACCUUACUGAAAAAGGGGCCAAGCUGGGUGAGCCACAGAACGUCUCCUUACGAUCGAUCAGGAAAUGCAGCUUGGGCCAUGGCUACUUCAAAGCCUGAUAUCCUGAUCAUCCUCCUGCAGAAGCUGAUGGAGGAGGGAAACCUACUUUAUAAGAAAGGGAAGAUGAAAGAGGCGGCCCAGAGGUACCAGUACGCCCUGAGGAAGUUUCCUAGAGAAGGCUUUGGAGAUGACCUGAAGGCAUUUAAAGACCUGAGGGUGUCUCUGUAUCUCAAUCUCUCUCGCUGUCGCCGAAAAACCAACGAUUUUGGGAUGGCUGAGGAGUUUGCAACAAAAGCACUGGAGCUGAAACCCAAAUCCUACGAGGCCUACUAUGCCCGUGCAAGAGCUAAGAGAAGCAGCAGGCAAUUUACAGCGGCCCUGGCUGACCUGCAUGAAGCGGCCAAGCUGUGCCCCAAUAACAGAGAGAUCCGUCGUCUGCUGGCUCGAGUAGAGGACGAGUGUCAACAGAUGCAGCGCGUCCAGACUAAAGGAGGCCUUGCUGGAGCUGCAGCUGCUUCCAGCCAGGCAUCAGGAGGACACGAGUCCGACCAGGAGCAGGACGAAGGACAGGGCGACCUCUCAGAGCGCAGCCUUGUCAGGAGUGUGGACGGCCAAAGAGACAUCCUGGAGGAGGAGGAGGAGGAGGAGGAGGAGGAGGUCUCUCUGCACAACAGGCCACCUGAAGCUGCUUGGUCCCAGAGCAGUUACUCCUACAACAGACUGGCGCCUUCCGAGCCCAACACUUUGAUACAUCAGAGUCAGAGUCUGAGCCCCAGCUCACCCCCGGGCCCUGGCAGGCUCCCCCUACACCGGUAUCCUCGGGAGCAUCGAGAGGCACUGGCCCAACAACAAGGCCUGGUCCUGCAGCCCUCUAAGCAGGCUCAGAUCGUCAAGACCAACCAGCACAUGAGCUCCAUGCAGGCUGUGGGAGGGGCCAUGGGGGGCCGGACCACAGGGGCCAAAUCUCAGUAUGCUCCCUCCAGCCCCUUACCCAGCCGGCACAUGUCCAGUAUGUUGAAGCCGGGCCCUGGUAUUGACAUUAGCCCUCUGCCGCCCCCCACUGAUGAGCCGGUGUACGGAAACCGCACGUCUCUGGCAGCUACUUCAUCUGUCUCCAUGGGGCACAGCUGUGAAAACGAAGGCCUCCACUCCUCCCAGAUGUCUUACUCCUCCAAGGCUCCUGGACAAGACCGGCUGUCUGCCCACUCUGCAUCCUCCCUGGACGGGCUAGCCUGUUCAGGUCCUGGACCACAGGGGAACCACACGGACGCAGGAAAGGAAGUGAUGUGCGGCGUCGCAGGAUCACGAGGAGGCAGCAGCAGCAGCAUGCGAGUCUCCAGUUCCACCAGCAGCCUGGCAUCCAGCAGCAGCCUUUCAGACAAUGGCAAACUAGGACCUGAUGUCCGCACCAAGAUCACUGACAACAAGCACAGCCAACAGGUAUCAGAGUACAAACCCAGACCCUUCAUGGGUAUCACUGACAAGGCUCGCUUUCUUCAGCAGCAGCAGCAGCAGCAGCAGCAAAUCCCGCAGCAGCAGCAAAUGCCGCCACAGCAGCAGCAUCAUGGCCUGCAGAGCCACCAGAGCCGCAGCUGGAUCAACCACUCAUCUGACGGCCUCAUGUGUCACAACAUGUCAGCAAUGGGCCUGCUGCCCGUCGACUGUGAGCUGCCUUACACCAAAACAGUGAGCACUUACCAGGAGCAGCACAAACCUCCGCCACCUCAGGGUGCUAUGGCAAUGAGUAGCUUACAAAACGGCAUGCACGCCAAGGAAUUUGCGGAGAAGUUCUGCCAAGCCGCCAACUGUUACAAAGAGUCCAAGCCAGCGCUGGCUCUGCCGCACACUUUCAUGGACAGUAAGCCCAAGCAGCCUGGCCUAGCCCGAGAUAAUCCUGCCAUCCACGUAGCUUCAAUGAAACCAAAGCGAUCAUUUAUAGAGUCGAACGUGUAAGAAGUGUCGGUUUUUAUCUCUGUACAGUCAAAAAACGCACAAACACCCGCAAAAAUCUCCAAUAAGGAAGAGUUGUUUUACUUUUUUUAAUCAACCCCAAUAAACACAGUCUCACGUUGAAGCCUUGUAACAAGUACACCGCAGAAAGCGAGCGCUUUGUUUCCUGUGUGAAUCCAGACUGCAGGAAGUGUAGAGUACGCUCCAGAUUUUUCUCCUCCCAACCUGUCGCUUGUGGCUGUCAGCUUCUGUUACACAACAACAUGUCCGCCGUCGUUCAGCCAAGCUGGAGACAUUGCACUGAAGGAAGUAUUUGGACACGAACUGUACAGUCCUCAUCAUCGCAGUGGUGACAGUAAGCACUUUAUACACACUUAGGCCGCUCGAGUGCAUAAACAACAUGUUCAGUUACAGCAUAAUGUUAUUACAGAACAGUUCAGAGUGAACUGGGGUUUAAACUGUGUUCAUACGUCCAUGGUGCUGAGAGGAGACAUACGAAGAGGAAGUCCUCAGUGAAGGUGUAAAGAAAUCUAAAGGACGGGCAUUCCUGUGUUUUAGGAAGGAUGUUGUAGAUCCUCAUGUUGUGUAUAAUGUAUAAAUAUUACUUUCCUUCUUUUCACUGAAGGUCUAUGUUAAAUGUAAUGACAAGUUCAGACUUGUGUAUUUUGGGUUUUAUGCACAAUGUUGUUCAAAAGGUGUUAAAGGUUCUAAAAAAGCAUUUGUUCAAUGUGUUUGUACAUUCUAUAAAUCACCAUAACAUUGAAUUGAAUUCCUUUCUUUAUCUGCUUGUUGUUGCUGUCUAGUUUAAUUUAUUUACAGCGCCAAUGGCUUGGUUAAUUGUAAAAGCAAUAUAUUUUAUAUAGUUAUUUUUGCACAGCUACUAAGACAUUUUAUGAUUCUCAAUGAUGUUGAGUUUAAGUGCAUGCCACAAUUGCAGUUUAUAUUACAGAGUCAAAAAAUCUAUAAAACAGAAAUGGUUUCAGGGCACAGCGCCAUCAGCUCUAUUUUAAUAUGUACGUUAAAUGCAAUUGUCGCCAUGUUUUCAGUAUUGUGAGCUUUAUUAGCUGUGAUCAUAUACUGUAAUAGAACAUUACUGCCAUAGCCAUCAUGGGAGCGAGAAAUAAAGACCCACUGAGGAAAAAACA